GUCAUUGGCUGGUCUCUGACUCGGGAGGCGUGGCCACGCAAAACGUCCCUCCCACCGGGUAAACCAGCCUGCAAUCACAACCGUCCUCAUCGCAUCGACCGCGCCGUGACGUGAUUCACGGGAGGAAAUCCCCACGGCAGAGAGAGAAAGGUCCCUUUAAAUCGCUUUCUUCCUCCUUGGUGUUGUGCCAAGUUCGGCAGAGAAGCGGCUGAGAGCUCCAAACAACAACAACAGCGGCAGCAGCGGCGGCGGCGGCUCUCAGCUGGACACUUUCCCCGAUUCAGCGCUUUAGCAGGCCUCCACACGUUUCGGCGUUGAGAAGCAUUGCGGAAGUAGCGAGAGUCUCCUCAACGCGACAGCGACACGCUCGGGGCUGUGCUGACACCUAGCGGCCGAACAGGAGAACCGCAGCAUGUACGGAGCUUCAGGAAUCCCCGAGCUGAUCCCGCACAGCGGGCCGCCCCGGCAGCCCGGCCCGGCGGGGCAGUUCAGCCCGGGACACCCGCAGGCGCACGGACACGACGGCGGGGCGAACCCCCAGAGGCUCGGACAGAGAGCUCCGAAACUGGGUCAGAUCGGCCGGUCCAAAAAAGUGGAUCUGGACGACGAAGACCUGGACGACCUCAUGAACAACAACGGCCAGUGCCCCGUCUCCCUGUCGCCCAUCUCCUAACUUCAUCUCUGAGAAGUGCCAGAAACCCGUUCCAGUCAGCGCUCCUGGUCCAAAGUGUCCUCUGGAGCUGCUGAUGGCUCCAACACGGCUCAUUUCGCGCCGCCUGAACGGAGCCCUGCUUGUACAUAGUGUCUAUUUAACUUCGCUCAGACUGUGAAUAAAUGAAUCUCUGUAGGCCGUCGAAGGAUUUCUUUCAAAGCUUCUUUUCUGAUCGGCCGGACGUGUCUGACGAAGGUUACCGAUUCUCUGCUAAUUUGUUGUGUGAAGGAACACGAGGCCCGUUGGGGUGAAAAAUUAAGCUUUUGGUUGUGCAACGACUCGCACAGAUCCGAACGGAGUAGCUAUGAGCGCUCGCUACUUAAACCAGAGGAAAACGACUACUGCAAAUUAUUUAUUGUUCAAAGAAAUCUAUAUUUUUAGCUGUCGUUGUGGCUUCUACUUGUUUUUUACUUUGUCAUCUAAAAGUGAGAUUUAAGACGUGCACUUUGUGGGAAUGCCUGUCAUGUGCUGUGACACGUCGCAGAAACCUAUGCAUGAGGUCUGUGAUUAAAGGGCUAUGUUGUAGUUUUUUGGGGGGUUUUUGCAGGCAGACGGCAAAAUUUUGAUGCACUUUUUCUUUUCUUUUAUGAUUAUAAAUCAAAUUUAUAUCUAAAUAUAUUCUGAUCCGCAUGCGUUGAUGUUUAUGAUUCGUUUUCGUCAUGUUGUCUUUCUGACUCAGACAUGAUGGCAGUAUGAGAUCAUAAAAACGGGCAGCUCUGAUUGGCUGUCGCUGCUGAGACAAUCUAACUGAUGUUUUGGGGAUUUUGUGAAGAUUGCAGUGGAAUAAGACAUAAUGGGCCUUUUAAAGGCUCACCGUUGAGGUCAUAGUUCACCAGUGGGGGAUGUUUUUCACACAUUUUGACUCUGAGGCUGGGGUUGUUUGCCUUUUGCAUGAAAGUGAUCAAUCUUUCAUGUUGCAUCUCUGGAAAUAAAUAAAAGUAUAAAUUCUCAUAAAA
Molecule: messenger RNA, 1668 nt
Organism: Poeciliopsis prolifica (blackstripe livebearer)
Lineage: Eukaryota; Metazoa; Chordata; Actinopteri; Cyprinodontiformes; Poeciliidae
Product: calcium/calmodulin-dependent protein kinase II inhibitor 1
Exons: 3
Coding region: 413-673 (86 amino acids)
Biological process (GO): negative regulation of protein kinase activity
Molecular function (GO): protein kinase binding; calcium-dependent protein kinase inhibitor activity
Source: RefSeq, a predicted model, not a curated record